Messenger RNA from Dinoponera quadriceps, 2608 nucleotides. RefSeq lists its product as uncharacterized. The transcript is spliced from 7 exons. The record is from RefSeq and is a predicted model, not a curated record. Lineage: Eukaryota; Metazoa; Arthropoda; Insecta; Hymenoptera; Formicidae. The coding region runs from base 520 to 1257 and encodes 245 amino acids.
GCCGUUCACGUCUGGACAUCCUGCGAGACGCUAACCUAAGAUGGCAAUAGACAUGUACAUUUGAUAGGGCGGUCCAUUCGAUAAGGGAGACAGCCACUUCCGGUUUAGCGUAACGCGCGAUAAUGAGCGAGUGAAAAGAGCGAAGGAGGGAGAGAAAGAGAGCGAGCGAGAGAGCGAGAAAAAGAGAGAGCGUGAAAGAGUGUAUGUGAGAGAGAGAGAGAAAGAGAGAGAAAGAGAGAGGAAGAGAAAGCGAAGGUCGCGAUGAACGGAUAGGUGCAACAUCAUCAAUCGCGCAUCAUCCGAGCAGGAGGAAAGGGUGCGUGUGCGAUACUAUCCUUUUUUCGACACGCGUAAUCGUCGAGACAGCGCGGAUCGAGAGUGGCGAACUACUAGUCGUGCUGUGACGGAAGUUGGGCGCUCUCUCUCGACGGCAUGUCGCCGUGACGAAUCGCAACGGCAGAUAAAGGUGGGAGCGAAAGAAUCAGCAUCUUAUCCUAAAGGGCAGCAGGAGAAGGAAACAUGGGGAAGGGAGACAAGAGAGGCAUCGCGCAGCGCAGUGAUGGUGCCAGCACCAACCUUGUGGGCAAAUUCACGCAGAGCGUCCGAAGGAUCGUCCAGGACGUGAAGGACGAAGGAACUUCAAGUGGACAGACGAAGGAGGAGGUGAUCGAGACGAACGAGAGGCUGAGAGUCGUAAGGAUACGGCUGGACGGUAGCUACGAGACCGCCAAGAGGGCCCUCGUCGAGCUGAUGUGCAAGUACACCGACAGCAAACAAGUACGCAACGUAUUCCAACGUUACAACCUCCUCAAAGUUAUGAUCAAGGACGUAAUUAAGUUGGAGACGCAAUACUGGACGCUUGUGGACAUACCGCGGCAAGAGAAGCAGGAGACCGUACCGGCCUUCGUGCUGCGUGCCUGCUCCAUCAUGGAGAAGACCCACAAGAGCGGCGAGGGUGUGAAGACGUCGGCGCGCCUCGCCGAGGAAGCCGAGACCAAGCGGGAGCGCAUCGAGAGACUCGAGAAUAUGAUCACGGCACAGAUCGAAGCGGAGAACACACAGAUGACCAACGAUCUGUACAGGUUGUUGAAGAAAUACACGGGUCUCAGGAACCUCAUCAGGGAUUUGAAGGAGGAGUACAACAGCUCGAAGGUGUACCCGAUGUUUCCACGUUACACGAUAUUGAAGGACAUGAUAAAGGACAUAAUGCACAACCCGGAUUACAUGGAGGUCUGUCACGAGGUGGACCAAGCAUAGCGGCCCGACCCCCUCCACCGUUCGCCACGUAUGACCUUGUAAAUUCCUCAAGGUCUCCGCGUGGUCGUCGGUGAAGGGGGUGAUCCAGAGAAAAUCGUGCAGCUUCGACUCAUUUCACGCUGGACGGCGAUCGGCCUUCCCGUUGCGGUUCCUUUGCGCCUUCGUUCUCGCCCUGAACCUCUGUUUUUCCCUGCGAACAGCUCCCGGAGCGACGACGCCGUUCGCCGUUUAGCCGGCCGCCGUCGCCUUUUAGUUCGCGUUUCUCAGCGAUCGUGGAGCGACGAGUCGACGCGACUCCUCGCAGUCUCCUCCCCGCGAAAUUGUACAUAUAAUUUCCCGCAGGUAAGUCAGGCGCGCUCGCAGUGUCAGACGUCGCGUUUCCGCGUGAAGUUUCACCGCGAGAUCGGCGGACAGCGAAUAGCAGCAGCGGUUGCAAUUCGCGCGGCAACGCUUGCCGAUCGAUCAUCGCGAACGAAUCACGCUGCUUCUUUGGCCGCGGAAGAUCGAGGGAGAGAGAGAGAGAGAGAGGGAAAGAGCUUCGCGAUUCGAAGAGCGGAGCCGGAGGAAAAGAGAGAUUUUAUUUUAUUUCGCGGCGGGGGGAGCACGGUAAGUUCGACGCUGAUAACUUUAAUGUAAUUUCUAAUUGAAUCCGAGACAAUUUUGAUAUUGGAAAUUAAAACGGUCAGGCGAACCGUGAAGAUUUUCAUUAAGGGAGUUCACGCUUCCCCGAGAAUCCGCAGCGACGAAGUAGCCGGCGAGGAUCCCGGAUUCCGCUGUCCGUGUGUAUCCAGCAGCGUCGGUGUUAUUAAAUCCAAUAUUUUCCGGACUUCCAUUCGUCGUUUUGCGGCGGUUGCGGAGAUUCGAGUCCUUCUGGCGCACGCGAGAAUCAGGGAAUCCCGGCGGCGGCGGCGGCAGCCCGAGAGUUUCUGCUUCUGAUUUCGCGUCAACACACACAGGAAGGUGUGCACAGGAGCUAGCCGUGUUUAUUAUCACACAGCGAGUGUCGCGCGUACAUGGUAUACCAUUAUCGAUCGCUUCAAGACAAUUCGCCCGCUAGACCCAACGGGUGUCGGGUAAGUAAUGCGAAAUAGUUCGCAAGCGCGAGUUUGUACAUAUGUGUAACUCGUAUGCGUGAAAUUAGCGUGAUAUCGUGAGCGAGUGAGUGAACGAUUGAGGUCCGUGUUAUUAGUUGUUACUUGAAACUUGCCUUAAGUGAGAUACUCACCCUCGAAUUCAAUCAUUAGACGAGAGUUUCAUCGCAAUUACAGGUGUAAUGUCAGAUGUGUCAUAUACAGAGUGAAAAAUUCGGUGUUAAAUUUCACACAUGAUCCAAACGGCUCACUUGAAUUUU